Molecule: messenger RNA, 582 nt
Organism: Brassica napus (rape)
Lineage: Eukaryota; Viridiplantae; Streptophyta; Magnoliopsida; Brassicales; Brassicaceae
Exons: 1
Coding region: 1-582 (193 amino acids)
Source: RefSeq, a predicted model, not a curated record
AUGCACACCUUUUUCUCUUGCUCUUUUGCCCAAGAAGUCUGGAAGCUAAUCCCUCUAAGACAAGUAGUUCACCUAGCUACGAACAUAAACUUCAAGCAAGCUCUAGUUGAAUUCAGGACCGCAGUCUGUUUGCCUCCAUCAGGGAUUGCAACGACGGCCUUCCCUUGGGUCCUUUGGGCAAUUUGGUCGACUCGAAACUUGCAUGUCUUUGAGAAUCGGAUUCUAUCACCUAUGGAAACAGCGACAAAAGCUCUGAAUCUAGGAAGAGAAUGGAACAAUGCACAACAACAGAUUCAAUCGGUGAAGAAAGUGAUACUUACAUUAAGAAGAUCGACAGGAAACAAUGGUGAAAGCGGCACCUACACGACAUGUAGAUCAGAUGCGGCAUACGAUAAGAGAUCAAAACGGGCAGGAAUCGCUUGGAUCUUCUCUAAUGGAAACGGAACUCACCUCAGCCAUGGUUCAGCUACGCUUGAAUCGAUCACCACACCACUAGUAGCGAAGCAAUUGCGCUCCGAUCUGGUCUCCUCUCUGCAUUGGAACUUGAGCACCAAAAGCUCAAAGCUUUCUCUGACAACCUAA